AUGGGCAGUACCAACCUUUUCGUGCUUGUCAGGCGUGUGUCGACGUCAUUACAAACUGGCACUGGGAUAGGGCGGCGUGAUGUCCAGUCACAGUCACCGUCACAGUCACAGGCAGAGCAGGAAGAGUAUCUCGCCUAUGCCCUCUUUAUGGCCGACUUCGUCCUCCUCCUAGCGGCAGCAGUAUACGUUGUGCUCGUCGUAGUCAUUUGCUGGAAGUAUAUUUUCGCGGCGGUGACGAUGAUAGGACGGAGCAGUGUUUCAAGAUGUCGGCGAGCAGUAGGCCAGGUAGCUGGACGGCACAGACAUGGACACAAUAGACACGGCAGACGGAGGGGGAUAGACGUUGAAGCAUAUGAAGGGUGCUAUACACCCGAAGAACUGGAAUUAGAAGACGACGGUGGCCGCGAGGAUGACAACGAUGAUGAAGAAAAUGAUCUGGCGGAAUUAGCACACCAACCUCCUCUUGACGAUAUUCGCCACUCCUUGGACAACAUAGACGGCAUGGAUUCACUUGGUAUUUCUAAAUACUUUGAUCCUACCACUGGGAAACUAAGACUUGAUAUCGUGCACCCUACUCAAACGGCGUUGGAUAGGAUGCUUGGGGAAAAGAAAGAAGGACACAAAAGCAUCGCUUGGUAUAAAGCGCUCCAAAGAUUUUCAGACAAUUUUAUUCUGAAAGCUCAGGCAUGGCUUGACAAAGAGGAUGAGAACGAUGGUAGGAGUAAACAUGGAGAGGCGUCUGUGCUGUGCGAUGAGGAGAGCAACAAAGCAGUCCGGCGCAUAUUACGCGAGCGGGCCGGGAAUGGGGGAUAUGAAGACGCGGAGGACAAUAUGUAUUAA
Nannizzia gypsea CBS 118893 is the source of this 840-nucleotide messenger RNA. RefSeq lists its product as hypothetical. Lineage: Eukaryota; Fungi; Ascomycota; Eurotiomycetes; Onygenales; Arthrodermataceae. Bases 1 to 840 code for a protein of 279 amino acids. The transcript has 2 exons. The record is from RefSeq and is a predicted model, not a curated record.